AUGAAAAACAGUCAGCAAAAACAAGAUUUCAAAAAAUACCUUCAAGAAAUAGAGAAACCUGAUUACGAUGGACCAGAUAUCUCCCGUGCUUUACCUGCUAAUGCUUCUUCUUUGGAAAGAGCCAAAUAUAAACUUUGUGAAAAAAUAUUAGCUUACCAGCAAGAUAACAACUUACCAAUUGAAGAAGUAGCCGAUAGAAUUAAACUAACCACCGCCGAAACCAAAGAUAUUUUUCAUUAUCACUUAGACUGCUUUACUUUUGACCGCUUAAUUACUUAUGCUAAUCGUCUAUUUUCUCCUGCUAAAAUUGAAGUAACCAUCAGCGAGAAAAAAGACAACUUACAUGUCCGAACUGUUUAA
This is a messenger RNA of Funneliformis geosporum, 360 nucleotides long. The record is from the annotation of a GenBank genome assembly. Lineage: Eukaryota; Fungi; Glomeromycota; Glomeromycetes; Glomerales; Glomeraceae.